Anoplopoma fimbria (sablefish) is the source of this 3460-nucleotide messenger RNA. It is a transcript of the gene acer2, whose product is annotated as alkaline ceramidase 2. The transcript has 6 exons. Lineage: Eukaryota; Metazoa; Chordata; Actinopteri; Perciformes; Anoplopomatidae. Gene Ontology annotation, molecular function: hydrolase activity, acting on carbon-nitrogen (but not peptide) bonds, in linear amides. Gene Ontology annotation, biological process: ceramide metabolic process. Bases 283 to 1116 code for a protein of 277 amino acids. The record is from RefSeq and is a predicted model, not a curated record. Gene Ontology annotation, cellular component: membrane.
AUACUCUUUGACCGAGCAGCUGUCAAUGCACAGUGCAGAGAGUCACGACGAGCAGGGGGGCUUUGUGGACGGACGACGGCUUAGAAAUGCAGCGCAGCGACGAUUUCUGUAGUUUACCACAUUAUCGAGGCAGGACUCUAGACGUCAACACCUAAUGCGUGAACAACGAGCCGAGGGUUGAGACAAUUUCCUCAAGUGUGCUAUUUUUUGUUGUUGUUGUGCACUGCUGUGGGCUGAGUGCUGUCUGCUCUGCACGGUCCAUCCGACAAAACCAGUCCAGACAUGAGUACCGUCAAUCUGAUCUUCUGGGACCAGUUGCAGGCUGGCAGCUCCGAUGUGGACUGGUGUGAAGGCAACUACCUGAUCUACCCCAGCAUCGCUGAGUUUUACAACACGAUCAGCAACAUUUUGUUUUUUGUUUUGCCGCCCAUAUUAAUGUGCUUGUUCCGCCAAUAUGCAACACAUUUCAACAGUGGGAUUUACCUCAUAUGGAGUCUACUAGUGGUGGUCGGUAUUGGAUCGACAUAUUUUCACGCCACGCUCAGCUUCCUGGGUCAGAUGCUGGACGAGCUGGCCAUCUUAUGGGUGCUUAUGUGUGCCAUCGCCAUGUGGUUUCCCAAGAGAUACCUGCCCAGGAUGUUCAGGAGGGAUCGGUCAAGGUUCAAAGUGGUCAUCGGCAUCUUGUCAGGGAUCACCACUGGGCUGGCCUUUGUGAAACCCGUCGUAAACUCAUUGUCUCUAAUGACUCUGGGCAUCCCAUGCACCGUACUCCUCAUUACUGAGCUUAAAAGGUGUGAAAACCCACGUGUGUUCAAGUUGGGUCUGGUCUCGGGGAUCUGGUGGGGACUGGCUCUGCUUUGCUGGAUCAGUGACAGGAUAUUCUGUGAGAUGUGGUCAUCUGUCAACUUUCCAUACUUGCACUGUGCUUGGCACAUCCUCAUUUGUCUGGCUUCCUACUUGGGGUGUGUUUGCUUCGCCUACUUUGACGUUGCCACUGAAGCCCCGGAGCGAGGACCCGUCAUCAUGUUCUGGCCCAACGAGAAAUGGGCCUUCAUCGGCGUGCCCUACAUUUCCUUUCUCUGUGUCCACAAGAAGUCUUCUGUCAAGGUGACUUAAUGUGACCCGAGUCUGCAGCUCUGCUGGUCGCGCUUUAACACUUUCUCGCCAAGAUGCAUCCAAACAACUUGGCAGCUUUGCUGCCACUUGUGCUCCUGUGACUGGGUGAUGUAGGUGAUGCAUAUUUAGGCCAACGGUGAGGAUUUAUCUGUUUCUUUUUCCAUCCCUGUAAGGUUUCAAUACAUAGCAGUGUUUAUGCAACUCUGUCAAAGAACAAAAUGUGUCAAAGAACAAAACUGUCAAAGAACAGAAGGUGUUAAAAUUAGUCCAACAUGACUCUUAAAGAGGGACUUUUCAAACAACAUAGUAUCAAAGCCAAGAUACCAUUACAGUGUUCCAAACAUAAUCUCAGGCUUCACAUAUGAGAUCAUGUAAUUAUUAGUAUUAUGCAUUUCUGGCUUCUUUAAAAAGAAGAUUUUGUACAUUUUAUAGUAACUCAGAAAACCUCAUUAUAAAGCAUUGUAUUGGCUUUAUAAAUAUAAGUAUAGCAUCUCAUAGGUGCAGUCUGGCCAUCAUGAAAGCACAUUUAGAAACAAUAAAGCACUGGAUCCAUUAACUGUGAUUAAUGCAUAAUGCAUUAACUAUUCAUCUUAUAUAACUUAGCCGAUCUUACUAUGCUCAAUGAAUCAACAAGUUGGUUUAUAAGAUGUUACAGAAGUGUUUCACACAAAGCCUUAUGUGUUUUAAAUACAUAAAGGAUUCAGGCUGCUAGACCUGCCCUCUUUGUGGACGGGCAUUUUUACUUAAAACGCCAGAAACGCAAGCUUCUUUCUGUUAUAAGUGUACUAUGUUUUGGUUCCAGCAUGCCAUUUUGAUUGUUCAAGUUAGUAUAUGAGAAAUGUGUUUAAUGUACUCCUGUAUAUAUUGUGUUAACUAACAAUGUGAUAUGCAGUUAUUUUCCUAGGAAAAGCAUAUCAUUCGUAUAUUACUGAAUGAAUAGGUACCAUUUGAUAUUGGCCAAAACCCAAAGUAAAAACAAACAAAAAAACUGAAUGUGAAAUCAAAAUGUAUUGAAAUAAGAUUAACUAAUCAAGGAAAUAAUUACUUAUUUUGCACAAAAUGAAUAAUGGUUCUCAAAGCCUUUGGCUGAAUGCACACUGCAGUGAUAAUUAUGUACUCAAAACUUAGCUUGCACCCUACAGCUUUUCAUGCUGAAGUUUUCACAGUGAAUUUUGUUUUCAUCCAAACGUCUCAACUCUUAAACUUCUCUUCAGGGUUAUUUAUUCUAGGCUCAGUAUUUUAGACUUUGUGCUAAAUAUAAUCAAAACUAUGAAAACUGUGCAAAAAGCCUUAAUCAAACAGGAUAACGGACUACAGAAGCAAAUGAAGGUACACUGUGUCCUUGUGUGAUGCAUCUGAAGCUGUUUGCUCUAAAAGGGGAAAUGCAGUGUGAUGAAUGUGCUGGAUAACAAAAGGAAAUGAGGUUUAGGUUAUAGCAGGAAAAGUUGUGGGACAGAUGAGGUAUUAUCACUGCUGACGCAAAACCUAGUCUAACUUUGUCUAACGUGUUUAUUUGACAAAAAUUAAUAGAAAUGAUGUGUGUAGAAUAUAAAAGGGAAUUGUGUUAGUGUUGUAAAGCUAAACAUUAAUCCUAAAAGACAAGUUUCACCAAAGCUUUUCACCGCAAACCAUUGUUUUAAAUGUUCUUGGAAACUGCCUCAAGCUGUGUUAACUGAUAUUAUUUUACUCCUGUCCUCCUGCAGAGGCUUCUGGGAACUCAACAAGCUAAAAUAUGCUGUGCACACAUGUAGGAUCAAACGAAGGAUCAUGGUUUAGAAAGUAAAAAAUGAGUUUCUUGAGUAUUUUGUUAAAUCCAAAACAAUUUAUAUUUUUCUAAGUGAGGUGCAGCCAAAUUUUAAGGGUGAAUGAUUUUUUUAUAUUGCAUGAUUACAACCUUUGUAUUGCCAAACAGUUUUUCUUUUUUUUAAUUUAUCUUCAGGAGAAACUUUGACAGUAUUGACAAUGUGAACAAAGUUGUUGUAGUGGCCAAGCUUUGCUGCAGAUGAUAUUGAAUCAUGUAUCUGAUCCACGAUGGUGGAUUGUUUGUAUGAAUCACCCUCGGAUAAAGGAGUUUGUGUGAACAGGACAGCCUGUGAAAUGCUGCCCUCUGCAUCGUGAUGUUUGUCUUGGCAUGAGGUAUGAUUAUGAUCUCAUUACAAUGCGCAAUGUCAUUUUUAUGGACUAACAUGUGUAUAUAAAUCUCAUUUUUUUCUCUGCCUGCAUUGACAAUACAGACAAACUGCACAGAAAUAUUUAUUUUCAUAAUUUAUCCUGUUUUGUAAACAAAUAUUUGUAAUAGUCUAGAACAUUAGUAUAUUUUAUUGUAUGCAAUAAACCAAGCCAA